UCACCCACCAGCUCUCUGUGUUUCCACCAGACCGUCCAGUCCUGCACGCCUCUGGCUGGUUUAGAGCAGCUUAGUUACCCAGCAAAGCCUUUUUUUAUUUCGGAAAGUUUGCAGCAAGAGGACGUCUCGCUGCUUGUACUGCUUCAUCUAUUUUUAUUUAAUUGUUUUUUUUUGGCUCAGAAUUUGAGUAUCUGCCUUGUUGAUUUAAACGUAAAUCGUCUGCGUUUUGCAUAUUUUGCCUCUUUUUUUUUUUUUUUUGAAAGUGCAUUCAGCCUUCUUGCCUGAAAACGGGGGAUGGGAGGACCUUAUUUGGUCUUUUUGGGACUGUAGCUGUAUUUUGUGGAAGCGGAUAUGGGCCAGUUUUCUGCUCCACAGAUGCGUCUUUCAGAGGUGAGAGCGCCGGAGCCGUGCAGCCUCGCAUAAAGCGCGGCGGCUGAAGGUUUUUUUUUUCUUCCCACCCCUGUUUGGAGGAUUUGCGACAUGGGCUGAGCUCCUGUAAUGACUCUGCGUUGGUCUCCUGAAAGCUGCUCAAAUAUGCGAGGAUGGACGGCGGGAAGCGGAGACUUGAUGAAGCUUUGAUUUCUCCGUCACUGCAACUCACGCACCGGUACCGGGCCAACUUGGAAACCUAAUCCGCUGUUUAGAGCUAAAUAGAGGAAUCAAUUAAGAAAAAAAUAAAUAAAUGCCAGUGCGUAUAUUAUUUCUAAUAUAUGCUGCUUUAAGUUAUUGAGACCAGAAAGAAAAAGUUGGUUAUCUGAUUGCAUUGAAUAGUUGUUUUUUUAAUCUGAAUUAACCAGAAGAGGGAAUUGGUUGGACUGUUUGGAUCCCAUUACGCACACUUUCCUGCGCGCUUGGUUCGGAGACGCAGCUUCGCCGCCGUUCAGGGAGUAUCCUUUCCCCCCCUUUUCACCUCCCCACCGGGCAACCAUGUGGCUCCCCUUCCUCGCCCUCCUGCUCCUGCUGCUGCUCCGGCUCUCCGUGGGGAUCAACACGUGUCAGUCCAUUGACCUGGACGCGCAGAAGUCGCGGCGCAUCGAGGCGGUGCGCGGCCAGAUCCUCAGCAAGCUGCGCAUCCGCAGCCCGCCGGAGGACGACGACGACGAGCCGCCGCCGUCGGGCUCCGUGCCGCCCGAGGUCAUGCUGCUCUACAACAGCACGCGGGAGCUGCUGAAGGAGCGCGCGCGCCUGGCGGAGUCCGCGUGCGAGCGCGAGAGCAGCGAGGAGGAUUAUUACGCCAAGGAGGUGCAGAGGAUCGACAUGCAGCCUCCGCGCACCGACUCCAAUGCCGUGCAGCCAGCGGCCCCGAACCGCUACUACAGAGUGGUCUACUUUGACGUCAGGGAGGUGGACCUGAUCAACAGCACCCUGGUUAAGGCUGAGUUCAGGAUCUUCAGGGCUCCCAACCCACAGGCCCGGGCCUCGGAGCAAAGAGUGGAGCUCUACCAGCUACUGAAGCCAGAGGAGGACAGCACCUCCACGCAGCGCUACAUCGACUCUCGGACCGUCCAGCUGCGAGCUAAGGGAUCCUGGCUCUCCAUGGACGUCACAGAAACCAUCAAAGACUGGGUGUCGGAUCCAGAAAACAAUCUCGGCCUGAAGCUGGGCGUCCACUGUCCCUGCUGCACCUUCGUCCCGUCCACCAACAACAUCGUCCCCAACAAGAGCGAGGAGCUGGAGGCCUUGUUUGCCGGUGUUGACGACGAGCGGCUCCGUCAGAUGAGGAAACCCGGUCAGGUGAAAGGCCAGGCGGAUUUCAGCACCAAGACGCCGCACCUCAUCCUCACCCUGCUGCCCAGCGACCGAGUGGACAACCCCGCCAAGAAGAACCGUAAGAGGAGGGCGGCGGCCACAGAGACCACGACCUGCUCCCGCGGGUCGGAUCAGGGCUGCUGCCUGCGCUCGCUCUACAUCGACUUCAGGCGGGACCUCAACUGGAAGUGGAUCCACGAGCCAAAAGGUUACAAAGCCAAUUUCUGCGCCGGUAACUGUCCGUACCUCUGGAGCGCCAACAACCACUACAACAUGAUCCUGCCCCUGUACAACAAGCUGAACCCCGAGGCCUCCGCCUCCCCCUGCUGCGUCCCCCAGGACCUGGAGCCCCUCACCAUCAUGUACUUCAUCGGGCGCACGCCGCGCGUCGAGCAGCUCUCCAACAUGGUGGUCAAGUCCUGCAAGUGUCGCUGAUGAAAGCAGAGCGGAGAACCGAAGGAUUGACUCCUCCCUGACAGACUGAAUCAGACGUCAGGAUCUUUGCUCUCUCGAACUCUCCUGUCGAUGUUUGGACCCUGUAAAUAUGACUACAUAGGUUUAUUAAACAUGUGCCCGUAUAUUCAAAUCCAGAAAGAAAAGCUUUGUUUUUCCAUCAGGAGCCUGCCUCGGCGGGGUUUGGCUGUGGAGCCACGCCCAGACACGUUUGGUUUUAUGCUUAAAGGUGUUAAUUUGAAGGUGAAGGCAUGCAGGGAUGAAAAAAAAAGAAAAAAGAAAAAGCGAAGGAGGGCAGGGAGCAGAUAGGAUGGAGAAGCAGGAGCUGCGUCCAGGCGGAGGCCCUGCCAUCUCUCUGCGGUCCCCAGGCUGAAAUCUACCCGCCGUAAACAGGAUGUGAAAGGUUUCCAGACACCGACCCGACCACUCACGAAACGCCAGAUUUAAACGCUCCCCCCUCGUCUCCUCUCUCUCCCUCUCUCCCUCUUUCUCUGCGUCGCUCGAGGUUCUGGGAUUUGUGGUGGGAGGAGAGAGGGAGAAAAGAGAGGCUUUGAAAAUGAGACGUGGGACGAUAGGGCCGCUUUUGGAACGGCUACACGUCAGGGAGGUGGUAAUUUGCAGCCGUGGCAAAUUUGUAACCGUUCAGGCCUGGCGCAUGCGUCCCAUAAUCACACUGCGCUCCCCUCGUCUUUUCAUCCAUUAUCUUAUUAUGAAAGGGUGCUCCUCCUGCUCUCAGGACACCUUUUUGUUUACCAGCAGCCUCAGUGAUUCACAGAGUCUCUCUACACCCAACCAUCCACACUGACCACUUUUGAUAAAAUGUCUAAAUGCUG
Fundulus heteroclitus (mummichog) is the source of this 3035-nucleotide messenger RNA. It is a transcript of the gene tgfb5, whose product is annotated as transforming growth factor, beta 5. Gene Ontology annotation, molecular function: type II transforming growth factor beta receptor binding; cytokine activity; type III transforming growth factor beta receptor binding. Bases 928 to 2184 code for a protein of 418 amino acids. NCBI's taxonomy places the organism in Eukaryota, Metazoa, Chordata, Actinopteri, Cyprinodontiformes, Fundulidae. Gene Ontology annotation, cellular component: extracellular region. The record is from RefSeq and is a predicted model, not a curated record. Gene Ontology annotation, biological process: SMAD protein signal transduction; transforming growth factor beta receptor signaling pathway; regulation of cell population proliferation. The transcript has 7 exons.